This is a messenger RNA of Mus caroli (Ryukyu mouse), 1552 nucleotides long. RefSeq names its product glycosylated integral membrane protein 1 (gene Ginm1). The record is from RefSeq and is a predicted model, not a curated record. NCBI's taxonomy places the organism in Eukaryota, Metazoa, Chordata, Mammalia, Rodentia, Muridae.
CCGCCACGCCCUCACCUCCCGCCUCUCCGCGCCGGUGUUGUCCAAGAUGGAGGGCGGCCUGUCGGCGCCGCUGUCCGUCCCGCUGUUGCUGUUCAUGGCGCUGCCAGCCGCGGGAUGGCUGACCACCAACGCGCCCAGGCCGCCGUCCACAGCCCCGCAGAAUGGCAUCCAAAUCAAUGUAACUACCCUGAGCAAGAGUGGGGAAGUGUCUGAAGAACAGGUUGUUCUUAACAUAACCUAUGAGCGUGGGCAGGUAUAUGUAAAUGACUUACCUGUAAAUAGUGGUGUAACCCGAAUACGCUGCCAGACUUUGAUGGUGAAGAGUGAAAAUCUGGAAAAGUUGGAGGAGAAACACUAUUUUGGAAUUGUCACUGUGAGGAUCUUAGUUCUCGAGAAGCCUGUGACAUACAGUGCCAGCUCCCAGCUGAUUGUCAUCCAAGGAGAGGUUGUGGAGAUUGACGGGAGACAAGCUCAACAAAAGAAUGUUACAGAAAUUGACAUUUUAGUUAAGAACCAGAGAGUACUCAGAUAUUCAAGCUAUUUCCUUCCUUUGGAAGAAAGCAUGCUUUAUUCUAUUUCUCGAGACAGUGACAUUUUAUUCACGCUUCCUGACUUUUCCAAAAAAGUAGGAACUGUUAGCUCACUGCAGACCACCAGCCACUACCUCAUGGGGAAUGUGGAAACCACUGUGGAUGGAAAUGCUUUACCUGGCAAGUUGCCUGAGACUCCUCUUAGAGCAGAGCCUCCAUCUUCAUACAAGGUAAUGUGCCAGUGGAUGGAGAAACUGAGAAAAGCGCUGUGUCGGUUCUGGAGCAGUGUGGCCCCGGUGCUCUUCAUGUUUCUGGACGUCAUGGUGGUUGGAGUUCUGGGAGCAGCAGGAGUCAUAGCAGUGUUAAAGCUGCUCUUCCCAGUGUGUGAGAACAAAGGAAUUCUUCAGGUGGAUAAAAUGAAUGGGAUCUCGGUACCUAUCAUCUUAUACCCAGACGGCUCUGAGAAAACAGCACAGAAACUUACAGAUAAAACAGAUAUUUAAAGCACCAUCUCCAAUCAUGGACUCUACUGCCCCAUUGAAUACCAUUUUAUUUAAAUCAUUCAAUUUAUACAAAGAAAUUGCCAAAUUCCCAAGACCUUUACAGUUGGCCUUUCCAGUGUGAGGCUCCGUGCACAGGCUGGCUGCUCAGAAGAUGAAUUACUAAGGAAAGUUUAAAUGGAAAGAAGAUGACUGAGAAAUAACCAGACUGAAAGGGGAAGUGAGACAAAGCCAAGUGCCAAGACCUCCCAGGUGCCUUUGCUGCAGAAACUGUAUCUAUUUGAUUACUAUUGUAAGAUUUUAUAAGAAGCACUUUAUAAAAUUCUAAUUUAAAAGCUGGAGAACUUAACACUUAUUUUUUUUACUCAGUACAAUGUGCCUUUAUAUCACAUACAUGACACAGUAUAAAAAUCACUGAAGUGUAUCAUGAUUUGUGUUUGUACAAAACCCCUUACCUUGAAUGCACCAGGAUUUAUAAUAGUGACAUGGUUUCACUGUAAAAUAAACUUUUUCUUAAAAGAA